AUGUCAGUCUUCCUCAUGACGGUCUGGAUUCCAGCGUCAAGCGUGCGCGCGACAGACGCGAUCCUGCCCACGCGCUGCACCAGACCUUGCAGCAGCAGCAGCAGCAGCAGUAGCAGCACCGCGCACCGCCUCCUGACAAACGGGGACACCCCUUCUUACGACGAAGCACGAGCCUACCAUCGUCCCAAGUCCAUGUCGCACCACUUCAACUGGCCAAUUCCCGACGAACUCAUAGAUUGGCCUGAAUCCGAUGUGCGCUGGCCGCCUCACAAACACCGACUUCACGCUGUCGACAGUCGCACUACAUUGGACGCCUACCAACCAACCCAUUCGCUUCGUCUUUGA
Molecule: messenger RNA, 345 nt
Organism: Verticillium alfalfae VaMs.102
Lineage: Eukaryota; Fungi; Ascomycota; Sordariomycetes; Glomerellales; Plectosphaerellaceae
Exons: 1
Coding region: 1-345 (114 amino acids)
Source: RefSeq, a predicted model, not a curated record